Molecule: messenger RNA, 456 nt
Organism: Morus notabilis
Lineage: Eukaryota; Viridiplantae; Streptophyta; Magnoliopsida; Rosales; Moraceae
Product: auxin-responsive protein SAUR68
Exons: 1
Coding region: 1-456 (151 amino acids)
Biological process (GO): response to auxin
Source: RefSeq, a predicted model, not a curated record
AUGAUCAGUGCAAAGAACCUCAUCAAGAUGGCAAGGAAGUGGCAAAGAAUGGCUUCUCCAAGCAGGAGAAGAAUCUGUUUGUCCAAAAGCAAUAAGGAAGUAGAUUUCGAAACGUCAUGUAAUACUACUUCUGUGGUGAACAAAGGUCAUUUUGUUGUUUACACCGCAGAUGAGAGGCGCUUUGUGAUGCCUUUGGUGUACUUGAAGCACAACAUUUUGCUAGAGCUCUUCAAGAUGUCUGAAGAAGAGUUUGGAGUAUCGACCAACGGCCCUAUAAGAUUUCCUUGUGACGCUGUCUUCAUGGAGUAUGUGGUCACACUCAUCAGCCGAGGUGUGGCAAAAGAUUUGGAGAAGGCGUUGAUUAAUUCCAUCGAAAGAACGGGCAGAUGUUCAUUAUCGGCCUUUUCUUUUCACUGGGGACUAGUAGGCCAACAAAUCCCACUUUCUGGGUACUAG